Molecule: messenger RNA, 357 nt
Organism: Ipomoea nil (Japanese morning glory)
Lineage: Eukaryota; Viridiplantae; Streptophyta; Magnoliopsida; Solanales; Convolvulaceae
Product: glycine-rich protein 5-like
Exons: 1
Coding region: 1-357 (118 amino acids)
Source: RefSeq, a predicted model, not a curated record
AUGGCAAUCAAGAUCAUUCUCCUCCUCCUUUUACCUCUUGCCGCCAUUAUUGUUCCUGCAACAGCCGCCAUCAUGCCGGCGGCGAUGAGUAAGUCAGCCGCCGCCGCCGCUGCCGGCGGUGAUAUGCACAAGAUGUUCUUCCGCCACCGCGUCUUUCCUCCCUAUCUUGGCGGACGGCCGGGUCUCACCCCUGGGGGCGGUCUGGGUGGAGGGUCGGGAUCGUCAUCUGGUGGUGACGCCGGAGCUGGCAGUGGGGGGCCGGGUGGCGCCGGAAAGUUCUCCCGUGGCAUCCGAGCCGCCGGUGUAGCGUCGGCGGGCGAUGUGAAACUGGGCGCCGCUUUCCCGGCGAUGCCUUGA